Messenger RNA from Leptonychotes weddellii (Weddell seal), 1922 nucleotides. It is a transcript of the gene MTFP1, whose product is annotated as mitochondrial fission process 1. Gene Ontology annotation, cellular component: mitochondrion. Gene Ontology annotation, biological process: mitochondrial fission. NCBI's taxonomy places the organism in Eukaryota, Metazoa, Chordata, Mammalia, Carnivora, Phocidae. The record is from RefSeq and is a predicted model, not a curated record.
AAAUAAUACGUGCAAAGCACUUAGAGCUUUAAGAAGUGAGCGCUCAGUAAAUACGGGCUGCUAGUAGGUUUUACAGACGUAGCUAAUAGGUGGCACAACUUGGGAUUUGAACCCAGAACCACCUGUCUUUAAUGGCUGCCUCUUCGCAGCCUGAUACCUCCAAAAUCCAAAGGAUUCUCAGCUUUAGCGAAGUGCACUCAUCGCUCACGUGAGUAAACUGAGGUCCAGCUGGGGAAGAGUUUCUUAGUAAUCUCUACCACCCAAGACCACUCAUUCUUUUCUAACUUUCCUGACGUCUUGUUUCCCUUGCCUCGUUCAUUCGUUCGUUCAUUCGUUCAUUCAUUCAUUCAUCCAUUCUAGGUCCUGCCCCCAAAGAAUCUUGGUCUAGGGGUUAUGCCGAUCCAGUUAGACCUCAGAGCUUGAUAUAUAUAUGAACAGGGCAUCUGGCAGGAAGGCACUCGAGUCCAAAUAUCCACCUCACCAGGGUGCUCACUGUUCACCCCCCAGCCUCAUUAACUCAGCUCAAUUUAAGAGCGCGGGACCUGGAGCCGCGGCCUGGAUUCAAAUGCCAACUUCACCACUUCGCUGGAUGACCUGGGAAAGUGACUUUUUGUUCAGUCGUGGGAAAGGAUUGCUCCAACCACUCCACCCCGGAGAAAACGUGAAGAAUAUUAAUAUGUAAAACCCAAGCCUGGGAGAGGGGCUUCGGUGCGCGGGGUAAUUUGCAGACGCUCCCUGCUGGCGGGGACCACACGACCUGUCCUUCAGCCCGGGACCUUCAGCCGGUCCCGCCGCGGCCGAUUUGAGCGGUAGUGGAAGCUGAGGUGGUAACGGCAGCAGGACCCGCUGCAGUGGCUCCUGCCGAGGCGGAAGCGCCAUGUCCGAGCCACCCCCACGGGAUGCGGAGCGCGACCUUUUCCGGGACACGUGGGUGCGGUACCUAGGCUAUGCCAAUGAGGUGGGAGAGGCAUUCCGCUCCCUGGUGCCAGCAGCCGUGGUGUGGCUGAGCUAUGGUGUGUCCAGCUCCUACGUGCUGGCCGAUGCCAUUGACAAGGGCAAGAAGGCGGGAGCUAUACCGAGCUCUGAAGCAGGCCGCAGCACCAGGGUGACCGUGGCUGUGGUGGACACUUUCGUGUGGCAGGCUCUGGCUUCUGUGGCUAUCCCAGGCUUCACUAUCAACCGUGUGUGUGCUGCCUCUCUCUACAUCCUGGGCACGGCCACGCGCUGGCCUCUGUCCAUCCGCAAGUGGACCACCACUGCACUGGGGCUUCUGGUCAUCCCUGUCAUCGUCCACCCCAUUGACAGGUCAGUGGACUUCCUCCUGGACUCCAGCCUGCGCAAGCUCUACCCCUCAGUGGAGAAGCCCAGCUCCUCCUGACCCUACCUGGUACUUGACCUGUGGUUUGGCCCACUCCCUGCUCUGGUCCAACUUCUUCCUCCUGCCAGGGGAUGUGGAUGCCUGGCUCCCUGCUGUCUGAGGCCCUGGCAUCUGAGUAUGUUUGAGCCAGAUGGAAAUUGAGAGACAAAGGCCUCAAAGAGUGGCAGCUGCUGUGACUCACAGAAAGGGAGACCUGAACCCCAUCUGCUUCCAUGGAAUCCGUGAUACUGAGGGGGAGUGGACCUGUCUUUUGACAAGAAAGUAACAUCCUCCCAUGGAGAAUACAGAAGCCCGGAUAGGGCAAGGAAUAUAGCCAAGAUCACUUCGCAAGCUGGAGCCCCAGGAGCCCCAGGAGCCCCAGUGGCUUGGCACCAUGGCAGUGUGGCUGGGCCGAGAAGCAGCAGACACUCGGAGAAAUGCAGGAGUGUAGUUGCGGGCACCCUGAGGACUGAUUGUCCAGCUAGCCCAGCCCUGGUGCCAGACCUGCUCCGGCCUGGCUGGAAGGCAGGACAGCCCCCGGCCCAAUAAAUCCUCAAGAAGUUGA